AAAUAAACUAAUCAGAUUAAAAAAAAAAAAAAAAAAACACCGCGUUAGCUUCUAGGAGUCACAAAUUCUAAUUUACAAGGAACAAGCAGAGGGCCGCUGGACAGCGGCGAGGCCUUUCUUCAUUCUGUCGACAGACUUUCAGUGAGUUGCAUGAUAGUGUAAAGUUUAUGAAGUCCAAGUCUUCUUGUCUUUGAAGAUUAGAGAGAAUAAAUAAGAGAUUUAGGUUAAACAAGUCAGAGAUGUUCUCACUUUUUUAUGGACUUUGGAAGUAUAUGUUUAGUAAGACAGAGUUUCAUGUACUCAUUCUUGGAAUCGACAAGGCUGGGAAAACGACUUUGUUGGAGAAGUUGAAAUCUCUAUACUCAAAUGUGGAAGGGCUUCCACCCGAUCGAAUUGUUCCAACCGUGGGACUCAAUAUUGGACGUAUUGAAGUGUCAAAUUCAAAGCUUGUGUUCUGGGAUUUGGGUGGUCAGAAUUUAUUCUUCCUCUGUAGAGGCAAGUUGCUUAUGUUGGCCUUCUGUGAUGGACUAGAUGAGCCUGGUCUUCGUUCGAUUUGGGAGAAAUAUUAUGAAGAGGCACAUGCUGUGGUAUAUGUAAUCGAUGCUGCUUGUGCAUCACGAUUUGAAGACUCAAAAUCUGCACUAGAAAAAGUUCUUCGGCAUGAAGACCUGCAAGGAGCACCCCUUUUGAUAUUAGCAAACAAGCAGGAUCUUCCUGAUGCUGUGUCAGCAGAAGAACUUGCUCGAUAUCUAGAUCUCAAGAAGUUAGAUGAAAGGGUUUACAUGGUUGAAGCUGUGUCAGGUUAUGACGGCAAGGGAAUCAAAGAAAGUGUUGAUUGGCUGGUAGAUGUAAUGGAAAGAAGCAAGAGAACUGAAAUGUUGAGAGCUCGUGCUCGUGCUGCCCCUGUUUCUGCUUAGAAGAAACUCCAUACAAUCACACCUAUUCUCCUAUGAUUUUUGUAGCUUUGUAAAUAAAUCAGGGUUGACAUUGAAAAUUCUUAACGUUUAAAAGUUGAUUCCACCCAUUGGUGCUUUUUGAUUGUUUUCAACUGGUGUGAAAUUCCAAUGGUUAAAUACUCCUCAAAGAAGGAAAUAUAGGGGAACUGCUUUUCUUGAUUUGUACCAAUUUUUGAUAGUGGAUAAUUUGCAUUCAAACAA
Mangifera indica (mango) is the source of this 1157-nucleotide messenger RNA. Its product is annotated as ADP-ribosylation factor-related protein 1-like. Gene Ontology annotation, biological process: intracellular protein transport; Golgi to plasma membrane protein transport; protein localization to organelle. The record is from RefSeq and is a predicted model, not a curated record. Lineage: Eukaryota; Viridiplantae; Streptophyta; Magnoliopsida; Sapindales; Anacardiaceae. The coding region runs from base 240 to 917 and encodes 225 amino acids. Gene Ontology annotation, cellular component: Golgi apparatus. The transcript is spliced from 8 exons. Gene Ontology annotation, molecular function: GTP binding; GTPase activity.